GUCGCUAUAUAUAGCGUUCGUGGCGACCUUGAUCGUGUGCCAUGGGAUGUGGCCAAAGCGCGCUGAAGAAGGAGAUCCAAGGGCUCCAUGCACUUGAGACGAAGCGGGCGGAGGAAAUCGCCAAGCUUGAAGACGAGCGACGCAUGCUCAAAUACAAGAUGUCAGUCUUGGAGGACAUGGUUGCCACGGCCCAGCUCGAAGUCCACGAGAAGGUUGCCGCCGCCGCCGCUGCGGAAGAGCGCAUGAAAGUGAUGAAGUGGGAACUGGUGCGACAAGCCACGCCCCCUACCACCCCUCGGCAAAGUUUGACGUGGGCGUUGAACGACAAAACAACGCAGAAACUUGCAAAGAUGUCGUCGGCACGCGUUGUGUCGACGAUCCCCCCGUCGAAGGAAGCUACACAAAGUGACACGAAAUUGCUAGCCACUCGAGCCAAAGCCAACGUCGAUACUCCAUCCCCUCACUCAGAUCCCAAGGUCACAAUUACUGCUACUACGGCCAUUGCAAACCACCCCAAGACUCUUGUGGCCAGCCCUAUCGUAAUCAAGCCAUCGACCAGCACAGGUCAAAACGAGUCAACAACGGUAGCCGUCGUCACGAAGAAGCCCGAGCUGAUUCGGCUCAACACCCCUCGGAAGGUCAUCGAUCCAUCCGAGGUCAACGAGAGCAAAGACGCGUUCGAGGCAGUGAAAGCCAUCACGACAUCGUCGUCUCGACGGACCAAAGACAGCAACGCCAUCGAACGUGACAACUCCAACAUUGGCACGCGUCGGCACUCGUCCAAGUCGAUGAUUCGCGGCCCCUCGACGGCCUUAUCGCCCCCUUCGGCGUUGCUCCUCCACCAAGACUCACAUGACGAAAGGGCGUUGUCGAAACCACUGACCAAGCCAAAAUCCGCCGCCAUCCAAGCCCCCCUCACGUCAGCUGCAUCCUCCAAGCCCACCCUAUCUCCGAAAUCGUCACGCUCCAGCAUCAUUAAUCCGUCCUCGCGCGAGACGUCCCCAACAGCCGCCGCCUCCAAAGCCCCCCCUGGCUUUGUGCUGGCCAUGCCACUGUCCAAAGGAGGCCCGGACGACCUCCCCCAUCGAAAGCACUCGAAACCGUCGCCCCCACGACCAGACUCGAAGCGUCCUGACGACGAGCCGGACGCCGAGCCGGCCACUGGUGUGACAGCGUUCGCCCUCGACGACGACGACGACGAUUGCGGGACCGCCGUGGUAUGCCUCGACGACGACGCACUAGGCGACUUGAUGUAAUAAACGAGAUUCGUAUGUGUG
Molecule: messenger RNA, 1277 nt
Organism: Aphanomyces astaci
Lineage: Eukaryota; Oomycota; Saprolegniomycetes; Saprolegniales; Verrucalvaceae
Exons: 2
Coding region: 42-1256 (404 amino acids)
Source: RefSeq, a predicted model, not a curated record